UUCAGUUGAUGUGUUGCUCGUGUAAUGAUCUGACUUCGUCCACGAUGGGAUACAAAUCUCAUCAUAAGAUCUCAUCAUAUUGGAUAAUUCUAUCAGUGAUAUGCUUUCUUCAUGCAACAUGGGCAACAAAUGCGGAGGAAAAUAUAACACCACAACCUGCUGAUGCGACACUUGACUUGGAAAAUGCUGAAACGAAGGAUCCUACCAAAAAGCUGGAAAUCAUUAAGCAAAUCCGGAAGGUAAAUAACGAUGGUUCCUAUACGGUGGGAUAUGAGGCGGAUGAUGGCACGUUCAAAAUUGAGAGUCGUGAUGUGCUGGGGAAUGUAAAAGGAACAUAUGGAUAUGUGGAUUCAAAUGGGGAGAUCAAAAGAGUGUCAUAUACGGGAAAUAAUGGGACGACAGGACUGCGGAACUAUCCGGGCAAUUUAUCGCAGGAAGACCCACCGUCUUCAGUGACGCACAGUCAAAGGAAUAAAACUUAUGCUGCCGCAUCCACCACAAGACGCCCAGCAGCUCUGGCAUUUUUAUCAACCACCACACAGUCACCUUCUGGAUUUUCUAAAUCUAGCAGUGUUAUACAGACGAUACCGAGACGUCGCAUUUCCAUCCCUUCAUCCACAGAACGCUCCCAGUAUAGUCACUAUGCCACGUCGAAAGUCACGGAAGCCACCACCGCAAAUCCCGUCACUGAGCACACGACCACGGUUAUCUAUGCUGAAUCUGUGCCACCAUCAAAAUCCAUCGUCAUUGUGCGUCCCACGCCACAUCCAACAUCAUCACAGCGUCCACCGGAGCAAAUUACACGCCCGGAUAAGCUUGAAAUUAAUCAAGUGUCCAAAGUGAUGAUAACAAAGAGUCGGGAAACUUCAACAUCGAAACCAGUAACUGAGGAGGAUGUGGAGAAAGAGUUGGAUAGAAAGUCCGUGCGGGGGAACAAUCUAAGGCGGCAAUUAGCUGAAAAAGAGGAUCACUAUGAGGCUCAACCGCAAAUUCUCUAUACCCAAGCUGCAGGUGAGGAUUCAUCACACGUAUACGGAAGUGGAACGGGAAAUGUACGACCCCUUUUUACAACCACAAGCAGCCCACGGAUUCCAGCCCUUGUCCUAGCAGCACGUCAACGAGCUGCAAAAUUGCAAAAUGUUAUCAAUACCGGGUCUGCACCAACAACCACCACGGAGAAAGUGUACGCAAGGCCACCGAAUCGUCCUGAAGGUAUAACCACUGUCAAUACGUAUGAACAAACCACAGAAUCAUCAACAGAUAUAAAUUACUUGACACAAAGUCCCAUACCUGUAGUUCAAAUUCCAGCAAGUCAAGCCAGUGAGGAUGAACGUCGUGUGUUUAGGCAACGACAAGCUACAACAAACAAUUACCGACCACCCCCACCGCGGGACCUGUACAGGAUACCACAGGCAGGAAGACCUCCAACUCCUGAGCAGUAUAUCCGGGAGACGACACAAGUACCUGGUCGGGAUGAGGACGACGUGGAUAGUUUUCGGCAAUUGCGCCGCCCACCAUCGGUGGGGGCAUCACAAUACACAGACGGGCAGAAUGAUGUUGGAUAUGAGCAACAAACUUAUCCUAUACCCUUUGCACAAAAUCCCUUUGGACGCCCAUUCCCCGGUGGUCAAUAUAACGAUUUUCCUGAAAGGCCCGUAACAGCGAGGGACUUUGAGCGAUUACUCCACUUGCUUGUCCUACGUUACCAACAAUUUCAGCAGCCGUUCGGAAGAUUUGGGGGUGGUGGGUUUUAUCCACCCUACAUGCCAUACUACAGUGGCCAGGGAUAUGCACCGUAUCUACCCAAUCCUUAUCAGGGAUAUCAGCAAGUUCCACGAUCACAUCUCUAUGACCCCGUGGGCUUUGAUCCUCGCUACUCUUUCAUCAAUCGCGCUCCUUUCCCUGGUGCUUAUCGACAAUACAGUGAACCCGACAAUGUCUAUCAGUCGCCACAGGACAUGUCCUUAGGGUACGAAGGGCAAAGACUGAUUCCACGGAAGAAGCAAUUUAGUCCUCGCUACUUUGGUGCUUCCACCCAGCAAUCAGGAUACCUUCCAUCAGACUCGUCGAAUUUGCAACAAUUAGGCCAAGCAAGUGGAUCGAGCACGACGGAUUAUUUGCCACCAGACGUUAGAGAGGAGCUUCUCUAUCGUAUGCUGAUGUUGGCAAUUCAGAAUCCUGAGCAACAGGCUGCAAAUGUACCAGCUGCCUCAGCACCCGCCGAAGUUAAAACACCAGCUUCCCCGCAACCCUUUCGUAAGCCCGUGAGGAGUGUGCAAAUUAUAGGGGAGGAAUAGCUCGAUACAAAUAACAAUUUUUAUUCAAAUUUAACCAAUCUUGAAAAGUAUUCAUCAUGAUCUCUAUUUUUGGAGACACAAAAUUCAUUUCAUUAAUAUAUUUUGUCACCCAUUUUCCCAUCUCUAGAAAGGAUUUAAUGGCCAGUUUUCCGGUACAAUUGUAUACCGCGUCAAAGAAUUUACAAAAAAAAAGAAUUUAAUAUUUAAAUCGUAACAUGAUAGUGCAAUUGUGCAGGAUCUACCUAUUAUACUUACAUACUUAAUGCUACAAAGAAGUUAAACCAAGAAUUUAUUUGUGAAAGUAAUGUUGUAUGACUGCUGGAAAAUAAACAUGGAGUGUAUUAAAUUAUUUCCAUUUCAACA
Messenger RNA from Lutzomyia longipalpis, 2660 nucleotides. RefSeq lists its product as uncharacterized. Gene Ontology annotation, cellular component: chitin-based extracellular matrix. Gene Ontology annotation, molecular function: structural constituent of chitin-based larval cuticle. The record is from RefSeq and is a predicted model, not a curated record. The transcript has 2 exons. Lineage: Eukaryota; Metazoa; Arthropoda; Insecta; Diptera; Psychodidae. Bases 9 to 2297 code for a protein of 762 amino acids.